This is a messenger RNA of Medioppia subpectinata, 1209 nucleotides long. Lineage: Eukaryota; Metazoa; Arthropoda; Arachnida; Sarcoptiformes; Oppiidae. The record is from the annotation of a GenBank genome assembly.
CAAAGUUUCGCUCUCAUUGGAAACCAGGGCUCUCUUGUCGUCAAUUUUGUGAAGCCAUCGGUUCUCAUAAUUAAAUCUAUUGUAACAUAUUUGGUGUCCGCUCGAGGAAUAGACUUCACAGACAUCUCUCCGAUUCCCGUAUUGAUGAGAAUAUAUUCAGUGCUGGCAUUAGUGCCGACAUCAGCGCCAACACAACUACUGAUGGCAUCGAUUGCUCAACAAAUUCAGUACGAAAUCAGUGAAAUACUUCUCAUUUACACCGAACUGUAUAUCAGUGGCAGUGAAUCGGACGAAGCCAUUGGUAAAAGCGUUUGGACUAAAAUGGCUAAACACGUGAUCGAUUACACCCUCUCAUCGCCGCUGGCUUUUGUUCACGGGCUCACACUCUUGUCGGAUGUGUUGCCCCAACCAUUACCACUGCUGGUAAAGCAACCGAUGCUCAGUCACGAAGUGCUCAAAACGGUUAACUUCAGAAAGUUAUGGUCACUACACCUGCAUGUGCUCAACGAUCGCAUCGAGACAUUGGUCUCCAAUUUCAUAACAAGUAAUUCACAACCGAUUCAAAUGUUGUUGAAAAGAGUUUGUAUCCAAUUGUGCGAUCUGUCGGUCCCAACGGUGACCACUGUUACCAAAUCUAUUUUCGACGAAUUGCUCUCAAGUCUCGAAACGUAUCACUUCUCGACUAAUGAGUCCCGAAAUGUUGCCAUUUGUCCGACGGUUCGCAUUUUGAAUGUCAUACAAGACUUGUCGACAAACAUUCCGUUCAGAAUUGGCUUUUUGUCACAUUUAAAGAAUUGUAGCCAAAAACCCGAUAAAAGUGCUCCCAUUUUAACAAGACUUCAAUCCGUUAUGAAUAAAUCGGUUCAAAUCAAUUCAAACGAGUUCUUAACAUUUAUACUUCAGUCCAAUCCAGACACUGAUGUCGUGACAACUGAGACCAAUAAUGUGGACACAACUGAAAAUAAUAAAACCGAAAUCAAUUCAAAUGAAAACAAUGUGUUAAAUACAGAAUCGUUAAGCGAUUACUUCGCCAGCCGUUCGGUGUUUGUCUUAGAAGACGAGCCGUUAGUUCCCGAAUGGGUGUCCGUUACGAACGACGACUCGGACCAAAUGGAUUUGUCGGACGCCAUUAAAAUUGAUUUAAUGGAUGUUUCGGCCAAAUAUUUUGGCCUAGAAUUCGACAUUCGAGCGAAUCUCGAAAAGUUAUGG